Messenger RNA from Felis catus (domestic cat), 4451 nucleotides. RefSeq names its product protein tyrosine kinase 6 (gene PTK6). Lineage: Eukaryota; Metazoa; Chordata; Mammalia; Carnivora; Felidae. Gene Ontology annotation, cellular component: extrinsic component of cytoplasmic side of plasma membrane. The transcript has 8 exons. The record is from RefSeq and is a predicted model, not a curated record. Bases 1267 to 2748 code for a protein of 493 amino acids. Gene Ontology annotation, biological process: protein phosphorylation; cell differentiation; innate immune response. Gene Ontology annotation, molecular function: non-membrane spanning protein tyrosine kinase activity; ATP binding; signaling receptor binding.
GCGACAGACGGAGGAGCAGGUGAGUGUGGCGUGGGGCCGGGCCGUGGCCUCUGAGGGAAGGAAGGGAGGGAACAGCUGGGCUUGGACCAGACGCAGGUGUGCGUGGGGGUCACCGGUGCGUGCCUGGCGUGUGUCAUCAGCCACAAGCUGGACGGGUUUGGUGCUCAGGGGCUUCCAGGUGUGGCCCGGACAGAACCGGGACGUCCGUGCCCAGGAGCCGACUGGAGCAAAUGGCCCCACAAUGAGGGAGGCCUCGUGGCUGGUUGGGGGGGGGGGCUGCCUUGGAGCCCUGGGCGCGGGAGAUGCCUCGCAGGCCCCGCCCAGCCGGGCCCCCUCCCCACCCUGCUCUGCCAGUAGGACUGUGACCUUACUGAAUGACCACACUCCUGUUCUUGACCCUUCCCUUUCCAAAAGAGGGAAGGGCCAAGAAAUCAGGCUCAGUAUCUGGUUUUCCCUGGUCCUUGUCCUCCCGGACCUCCCAUCAAGGGGGCAGGCUGGGGCAGGCCGACCACGGAUGGACGGCGCACCUGGAGCCCUCCCCGCGCCCUGGCUGCCGGCUCCCCUUGGGGGCUGGGCCCCGCCUGCCCCCACCCCGAGGCCCCGGUGGCGCUCCCUCUUUCCGGCGCCUGCCCACCCUGUCCUGUGUCUUGGAGGCCAGCGCAGCUCCCCUGGGUGGUCGGACGUCUGGGGAAGGGAGUGUGUGGUGGGCCCCCAGGGGUCAGCCUUCAGGGAGGGGAUGGGAGGCCACACCCACCGGGGCUCCAGGGGUGACUCUGGAGAGCUCAGCCCCAGCGGCCCCGGGGGUCGGGCAGCGCUGAUGUGCCCAGGGGUCUCCGACCCCCCUCCCGCUCACUCCCACCUAGGUUCCACUCACGCCAGAGCCCCGGUUGCUAAACUGGACCCCAGGGAGGCCCUGUCUGACCCGCUACUCGUCCCCCCCCCUGGGAGGGCGGGGGCUCAGGUCCAGCCACGCGACCGUGUGGUGGGCACGCUUUCCAGGGCAGGUGGGCGGGAGCAGUACCCAGACUGACUUGGCCUCAGUGGGCAGGAGGACAGGUGGAGCCCAGGGCAGAGGCCCAUCCGGGCUGCGGGUGCGGCCGGCCUGGCUUAGCCGCCUCGGCACCAGGAAGUGGGCUGGCUUCUCGGCCGGGUGGAGGUGGCCUGUCAGGGCGGGCCCCACCCGCCGUUCCUAGCCACAGGUGGUGCCGCCACCAGCCCGGUGACAGGUGUUGAGGCCAGGAAGCCGGUCCUGCCGCUGCACCCGCCAUGGUGUCCCGGGACCAGCCUCACCCGGGCCCCCGGUACGUGGGCCUGUGGGACUUCGAGGCCCGGACGGACAAAGAGCUGAGCUUCCGGGCUGGGGACCUGCUCCACGUGGCCAGGAAGGGGGAGGAGUGGUGCUGGGCUGUGCGGCUGGACGAGGCGGGCAGGGCCCUGGCUGAGGGCUACGUGCCCCACAGCUACCUGGCCGAGGAGGAGACGGUGGAGUCUGAACCGUGGUUUUUUGGCCGCAUCUCCCGCUCCGAAGCGCUGCACAGGCUGCAGGCAGAGGGCAACACAGCCGGGGCCUUCCUGGUCAGGGUCAGCGAAAAGCCGGGUGCCGACUAUGUUCUCUCAGUGCGUGACGGCCAGGUCGUGCGACACUACAGGAUCUGGAGGCGUGCUGGCCGGCUGCACCUCAGCGAGGCCGUGUCCUUCCCCAGCCUGUCCGAGCUCGUGGACCACCACAAAGCCCAGAGCCUGUCCCACGGCCUGCGGCUCACUGUGCCCUGCUGGAAGCAUGAGCCCAAGCCCCUGCCCCACUGCGACGACUGGGAGAUGCCACGGGAGGAGUUCACACUGUGCAGGAAGCUGGGGUCCGGCUGCUUCGGGGAGGUCUUUGAAGGGCUCUGGAAAGACCAGGUCCGAGUGGCUAUUAAGGUGAUUGCUCGAGAUGACCUCCCGCACCAGCACACCUUCCAGGCGGAGAUUCAGGCCAUGAAGAAGCUUCGGCACAAACACAUUCUGCCGCUGUAUGCCGUGGUGUCCGUGGGGGACCCCGUGUACAUCAUCACAGAGCUCAUGCCAAGGGGAGCCCUGCUGGAGCUGCUGCGGGGCUCUGACGAGAAAACCCUGCCCGUCUCGGAGCUGGUGGACCUCGCAUCACAGGUGGCCGAGGGCAUGUGCUACCUGGAAUCGCAGAAUUACAUCCACCGGGACCUGGCGGCCAGAAACAUCCUUGUGGGGGAAAACAACAUCUGCAAAGUCGGGGACUUUGGGCUAGCCAGGCUCAUCAAGGUAGGGCCCGGGGAGCACGCAGGACUCCCUCUGCCCAUGGAGCUGGGGCUCAAGGGAGGCCGGCUGAGCAGCCACGGGGCGGGACGCCGGAGUAGCGGCAGCUCCCAGGAGGACAUCUACCUUUCCCACGGCCGCAACAUCCCCUACAAGUGGACCGCCCCGGAGGCCCUGUCAAGAGGGCUUUACUCCAUCAAGUCGGACGUCUGGUCCUUCGGGAUUCUCCUCCACGAGAUUUUCAGCAGGGGUCAGAUGCCCUAUGCAGGGACCCGGAGCGGAGACCCUGCUUCCAAGCCCUGCGGGAGAAGCUCUCCAGUGUCAGCAGGUACGAGAACCCGCUCUGAAAGGGACACCCCUCUGGUGCUGCCUCUGAGGCCACGAGGCCCUGUGAAGGGGGGCCCGGGUGCCGCCCUGGACCUCAGAUCAAGGGUACGGGCAGACGAAGGUGUGGACGAGUUCGCAGGACCGGGCUGAACGCUUGGGGGACGGAGAUCCUCCAGCCAGGGGCCCACCCUGCCCCGGGGCUGGGGGAAGCAGUCCCCUUGAAGUCGGGGGGCUGAGGCUGCCCAUUCCUCCUGUCUGCUCCUCAAAGACACCAGCUCCUGGAAAGUGCCGGGACUCUCCACAGCCAGCUCUAACCCUCCAGGAGCCUGGCCACUCUUCUUUCCAAAGGGAGUGGACCUGUCCCUGGUCCUGACUCAAAGCCCAUCAGCUGUCAGGACCAGGGCGCAGCUCCCCCAGGUGGGACAUGAGGAGGGGCCUGGAUUUUGGGCGGGCUCACCCUGGGUCACCUGGCCUGUGGGCAGCUCCUGAUAUGGGGCGACAUGGCCUUCUCAGUACUCUGUGAAAACGGGCUAUUUGCUGGUGGGGCACUGCGGUCUGCUACCCAGGGCCGUGGCCAUCAGCAGCCGCCACCAGGAGUCCUGAGGGCCUCAUCUGGACGCUGUAGCCAGGAGACUGGGCACCUGCCCCCACCCUGGGUCCGUGUGAGGUGGGAAUGAAGGCCUCCCCUACAGGCCUCAGCACGGACUACUGGCUUUGGGAGCACAGGGGGCCUGGGUAAGACUGCACCGACCCUGCAGCCUGCCUUGACACGAUGAGGGCAGACACGACAGCGGCCCUUGAGGGCCAUCAGCUACACGGGAUGCCCUGGAUUGGACUGAACCGUUUCUAGCACAGAGUGGGGGCAGAGUGGCCAAAGAGGAGGCUGGGCUCCCUCAGUGGCCCGUGGGGCCCCUAACUUCAUACCAAGCCCCCAUUCACGCCCUCCCUAAGCUGCCCCCUCCUGCCCAACAGACCCGGGCCAAUCUCUGCUGGCCACUGAAGGUGUGUGGACACACAGUCCACCAAUCACGCCCGCCCAUGGAGGCUGGCGGAGGACGACACAGCCACACCCUCCCAAGGCUGGAGUUCGUCUAGAGCCGGGUCACCAGCGGUGGGAAGGUCCCUUGGGAACGCCCCCGUACCACUUACGACUCAGUCUUAAUUUUGGGUCCCUGCCCCCAGAGUUGGGGGACCCUACCCAGAGCGCGUCCUGCAACAGGCUAGAAGAGACAACACCCUCACAGGAAGGCUCCGGGAGAUAGUCCGGCCCCGUGAGCCGCACACCAGUUGGGACAGCUCUGGUACCGGCCCCUCACUGCCCUCCAGGGUGUCAAGGGCAGGGGCCCUUGCCAAGGUCCUUCCAGGGGCACCAGGUCCCUCCAGCUGACGGCCCCUAAACCCACAAGCAGAGGCCCAGGACUCCAGUGGCUGCCCCGGAGCUUCUUGUCCAACCUCUGAACUGCCUGCUCUUCCAGGCCCCCCACCCCUUCUCAGGUGCCAAGGCUCCACACUCGCUGUGGUGGCUUGCCGCUGUGAACCUGGGCCAGACCCAAGAGGUGGCUCCCCAAUGAGGGAACCCAGGAAGGCCCAGGGAACAGGGCCAACUCUCCAUCUCUGCCAGGAAGUGAGGUUGAGAAACAUCAGCUUCUCCCACGGGCCCCAGGGGCACAUGGUCACACACACCAUCAGGGCUACUGGCUGCUCGGUUUAUUUUCCACUUGGUGCAAGGCACACGGUUACAGGGUGUAGGGAAGGCUUGCGUGUGGCUUGGAUAGUAAAGAGUGGGGUUCUCUCGACUUCCUUUUUGGUGUUUUGUUAUUUUGAUAUAAAAGAACCCAAGUGCUUCUGCCGCA